Molecule: messenger RNA, 617 nt
Organism: Hemisphaericaspora subhashii
Lineage: Eukaryota; Fungi; Ascomycota; Pichiomycetes; Serinales; Debaryomycetaceae
Exons: 1
Biological process (GO): long-chain fatty acid metabolic process
Cellular component (GO): endoplasmic reticulum; membrane
Molecular function (GO): long-chain fatty acid-CoA ligase activity
Source: RefSeq, a predicted model, not a curated record
AUGACAGAUUCAUUAUUCUCAGCAGAAGACUUUUCUAAAGAAGUAGCAGUCUCCUACCUCCCCUUCAAAACCAAACUAGUCAUCGACAGUAUUCCCGUCAAAUCCUCCACUCAAACAAAGACCCACAGCAAAAUCUAUCGUAAUCGUGCUUUUCCCAAACGGAUAAUCAACAACAUUCAUCCAGAACUCAACACUCAUCAUAAAUUAUUCGAAAAUGCCGCUGGUUUAUUCAAAGAUCGGGAAUGUUUGGGUUGGAGACCAUAUGAUUAUCAUUCCAAAACUUCAGCUGAUCAUUUUGAAUCAUUAACGUAUGGUCAAGUGAAUGAAAAGAAGAAAAGAAUCGGUUCCGGGUUGAUUAGAUCAUUAUUGGCAAAUCCUUAUAAGAAUAAUGAUUUGGUUGCACAUAAAAAGAUUCUUAAUCACUUAAGAGAUUGGAGUCAUUAUGGAACCCCAAUUACGCAAAGGCAAAAUACUGAUUGUCAGAUUGAAAAGGCAAAUUCAUUUAUUUUGUCGAUUUUCGCUACCAAUAGAAUGGAAUGGAUCUUGACUGAUUUAGCUUGUUCGAGUUAUUCAAUCACCAAUACGGCUUUAUAUGAUACUUUAGGUCCAGAAGCUAC